AUGAAUUCGGAGGUACUUAUGAAGAUGGUAGCACCAGAGAAAUACUUGCAGAUGGCAGACUUGUUUAGUCGCAUGAUUUUUUACCUGAGGUUGCUUGGUCUGCACAAGAAACCAUCCACUUUUCGCAGUAUUUGUGCCCUAGUGGAAUUCAUGGGCCAUAAAAAAAAGUUCACCUGCAGGCAUCUGGCUCAGAUAAAAUUUUUACUGCCCGAAGCCAUACAGAUAGAUGCAGUUUAUGUGCAGGACAUUAAAACUGGGCGCAUGAAACCAGACAUAAACAUCACCUUGCUGUUCCACGACGUUUUUGUUCUUGUACAAGGUGGUGGUCAACCGUCCGAUCAAUUUGAAGCUCUGCGCCAGCUUUUUGUGUCUAGGCUUGUUCAGUUUUUGUCUGAGAAUGCUGAGGCUUGUGAUGUUCCGGAGGCUGUGUUGCCUCAGCCUUUUGGCCAUAAUGGGCAAGAAACUCACGCUGCAACCGCAAUUGAAACGGAGAUGUUGGCGGAGCAAGUCCCCGUCCAUAUUCAUCAAGAUUUCUUGAACCUCAAGAUACAGGACGACCUUCAGCAAUUUCAUUAG
This is a messenger RNA of Prunus armeniaca (apricot), 576 nucleotides long. The record is from the annotation of a GenBank genome assembly. NCBI's taxonomy places the organism in Eukaryota, Viridiplantae, Streptophyta, Magnoliopsida, Rosales, Rosaceae.